Dreissena polymorpha is the source of this 1629-nucleotide messenger RNA. RefSeq lists its product as uncharacterized. The transcript is spliced from 4 exons. The coding region runs from base 101 to 562 and encodes 153 amino acids. The record is from RefSeq and is a predicted model, not a curated record. NCBI's taxonomy places the organism in Eukaryota, Metazoa, Mollusca, Bivalvia, Myida, Dreissenidae.
AUUCCUGUCCUUCGAAAGAGGGACUAUAUAGACUCAAUGAAAUAUACUGUUUAAAGGAUAAUUAUACAACAUUCUGUUAGCAGUGUCAACACAAUUUGGAAUGAAACUUCUUCUGAUUUUAGUUGCUGUGUUCGUCUGUGUGGCUACGGUUAAAUGCUGUAAAGAACAAUUGGAGAGUGGCCUAGCAGUUCCAUUUUAUUAUGGUCACUCAAACCUUAGUUGUACCAAAGGAAAGGGAAAAAAUAAAGGAAAGCGAUCUUUAAACACAGUCAGCACCACUCGUCUGGUACACAGAUUUGUGUACUACUGCGGAUAUUAUUUCGAAUGGAUUGAUGAAGGAGUGGAUCCCUUUGGAACAAGCCCUCUAGGACGAAAUUGUAAUCCUGAAAUUUACAGCGAGCCAGCUGGUUACAGUCGUGUGAAACUGGAAUGCGCUAAGAACUGUGCUAAGAAAUUCAGCAGGAAUUUUCAAUAUCACAUGUUGAACAACAACUGCCACCACUUUGCAAACACCAUGGCUAGUUUCUUGGAUAGAUCAGACGGGGAGUGCUGCAAUAAUUAGUGGAAAUAUUGAUGUGAUGCAUUCAGAAAUGUAAAAUACAGCAAAUGCAUUGCAUAUUGUUGAGCGCAAGCUGCUGCUGUCACGUUAACUGUUGUCAGGAUAGGAUUAUACAUUUUGUUGUAUAUUACAUGAUGAAUUCUUUAGCUUAAUUUUGCCAUAGCAAUAUGUCUACAUUGAUUGGUCAUUUAAUUAAGUAAGACAGGCUGGUGAAAACUUCUUACAUGUUAUUCAUUGUUAAAUCAAACGUAAAUAACAAGUUUUACAAACUUAGUUAAAAAUUUCAAAUAGAUGUUAUUCAACAACAAUUAAUGAAGGCAAAACCACUUCAAACAACGGGAAAUAUUUUAAUGGAAACAAAUUUAAGUUCCACACACUACAUAAAUCUUAAAUUAAUAUUAAAACUUAACAUUUUACCCUGCAAAGUACAAAUUGAUAUUGUUAAUAUUCGAUUCCACAAUACAAUAACUUACAUAUAGAGGCUACACAAUUUUCAUCCAACAAUUAUGCACACACACAAUUCUAUUUGAUAUUGAUUUUUAACUUGGCAGACAAUGAUUAUUCGUCAAAAGUGUAAACUCAAUGUCUUAAAUGGUGUCACUUAAAGUAAAUUCUUUCGAAUAUUACAGUUCUAUAAUGAUAUUGUCUUACAAAUCUCCAUGCUCUAAGAAUUCGCAAAAAUGUAUUUGUUAUUAUGUGUUAUACCUCAACACAAUAAUUCUUAUCUGCAUACAAUAAUAAGACAUGACUUUAAGUGUGCAUGUUCCUAUCAAUUUAGAUUUUUGUAAUUGAAGACCAGUCCCAAAUUUAGCUUGAUGGCCCCUGGAAAUGGGUGCAGCAUAGCCUAUUCAUGUAUUUUUCAGAGAGCUUAAACAUGUAUAACACUAGGUCAGAAAGCCCUGAAAGUGCUCAUUAUUUUUAAAUCAUAAAUUAAUGCAUUGCAAUAGUUCUUAUCAGAGUUAAAUGUGGUAACUUGUCUGAUAAAAUUGAUUCUCAUUUAUGAAAAGCAUUUAACACUUUCCAUGUCUGUAAACCCUUUGUCUUGAACAGAAAAUAAAAUUAUUUUCUUG